Protopolystoma xenopodis is the source of this 555-nucleotide messenger RNA. The record is from the annotation of a GenBank genome assembly. Lineage: Eukaryota; Metazoa; Platyhelminthes; Monogenea; Polystomatidea; Polystomatidae.
AUGAUCACCGCUCUCACCACUUUUGGCAAAUGUAUAUAUGAACAAAAUAGAAGAAAUCUUCAAGACGGCACCGUCAUGCGGUAUCUAGAUGAUUACUUCGCACCUUGGUCAUAUGGAAAAGAAAAUUUAGAGGAAUUUCUGCAAUUUGUAAACCAGAUUGAUGCAAAAAUUCAAUUCACAAUGGAAGUAGAGGAAAGUGAGCAAUUACCGUUCAUGGACGUUGAAGUGAUUCAUUCUAAUGAAACGCUGAAGAAGAAAUUGUACAGAAAGAAGUCAUAUUCUGGGAUAAUACUCAAUUUCCGCUCCCAUCACAAUUACAGGCUAAUGAUUGGACUAAUGACGAGCAUGAUCAUCCAAAGCCUACCUCUGACGGAUGCAGAUUUCUUGGACAAGGAGCUGGAAAAAUUGACUAGGAUCUUGUCUGGCAAUGAUUACCCAAGCAAAGUGUUACAAAGAAACAUAACGGCCGUAAAAAGCCAAUGGCAGAACGGGGAAUAUGAAAGAACAGUAAGGACGAUUAACAAAAGUGGAUAUGCCUGCCUUCCUGCGAACUAA